AUGACCACCUUUGAAAACACCACGACUAACAAUUACAACUAUGGUCACAACGCGUCCUACUGCAAAUUUCGAGAGGAGUUUAAGUAUAUCCUCCUUCCAGUCAGCUAUGCCCUGGUCUUUGUGGUUGGUCUGGCUUUGAACUCAACAGCCUUGUUUGUGAUUGUGUUCCGCACUAAGCGCUGGAAACCAUCCACCAUCUACAUGUUCAACUUGACGAUGUGCGACACUCUCUACAUCUUCACCUUGCCCUUCCUCGUCUAUUACUACGCAGAUGAGAACGACUGGCCUUUCAGUGAAGCGCUCUGCAAACUCAUACGUUUUCUGUUUUAUGCCAACUUAUACGGUACAGUUCUGACAUUGCUCAUCACACAAACAGACAAAAAAAAUGGCAUUGAUGAACUUUUUAUUACAUUGAGAAGAAAGAAAGUCUUGAUGAUGAUAUGUAGUAGAACGUGGAAUAUUUUUAAUGGGAUUUUUAGCUUUUAUAUUGUACAGCAUUCAAAUUUAAUGUAAUAUAAAUGUCUGAUAAUCAAACACAAAAUAUUUUAGGAUGCUAUCCUAUACUGUGCCAAAAAUUGUGUGACUCUGUUGCACUAGCAUUUAAUAAAAAUCAGAUUAUGUGUUAUUUGCCAGAGGAGCAGACAGCCUUGGAAAGAAUGCAAAAUAACAAGGACAUUACUCUACAUACAAAUAUAUUCAUUUCUUAAUAAUAAAGAGAAUAUGUAGCUCUUUUUAACAAAUGCUGAUGCCAAAAAAAGGAAAGAUUUUUAUAUAUUAAAAGGUCUCAUCAUUGUAUGAAAACCCAUGUCUCUCACUGUGGCAGGUUCCAUCCUGUUUCUGUGCUGUAUCAGUCUACAUCGCUUUAUCGGCAUUUGCUACCCAAUGCGAUCCUUAAACUGGGUCAGUGCACGGCGGGCCAAACUGGUGUCUGUGGCAGUGUGGGCGAUUGUUUUGUUCUGCCAGGCACCCAUCCUCUACUUCUCCAGAAUCAGGUGGUUAAAAGCUGUCUCAUUUUACCUUUUCUUUUCUCUAUCAUUCAGUCUCCUACUAUCUUUUUUCAUCAGUUCAGUCCUCACUUACUUAUUGCCCCUGUCUUACUCUGCCAUUAACGUGUCUUAUCUUAAUGGGCCUUAAAGGGGCACACUUAAACAACUCUUCCAAUCAUUGAAUCUUAUCACCUUUUUCAGACUCUUAUGUCCUUGAGUCCAUGUUAGCAGUUUCAUUAAAUUAUAAAAACCGCAUUAUUUAUUGUCUUCUUAACCAGGGAUCAGAAAACUGAGAGAGUCUGCUAUGACACUACAAGCCCGGAGCUUUUUGAUGACUUCCUGGUGUACAGCUCGAUCGUGUCAGUCCUCAUGUUCGCCCUGCCCUUCAUGGUGGUGAUGGUGUGCUAUGGCCUCAUGGUGCGGAAGCUUCUGGAGCCUGGUUGGGGAUCUGAAGGAGGGCCCGAUGGUGAGAGAGGAGGCCUGUCAGCCCAACGCACCAAGCAGAAGUCGGUGAAGAUGAUCAUCAUAGUGCUGGGAACAUUUAUGCUCUGCUUCCUCCCCUUCCAUCUCACAAGGAGUCUCUACUACUCCUUUAGAUACCUGAGGCAGAUCAAUCCAGCACAGGUGAGGACAAACUCUUAUUUUGAUGAUCGCUUUGUUAGAAUAAUUAUAAAAACUCACUAUGUCACAUUUUUAUGUGCUCAUCAGAUCAGCUGUACAUUACUAGAGGCCUCCAGUGUGGCCUAUAAAGUAACCCGACCUCUGGCCAGCGCCAACAGCUGUCUGGACCCCAUCCUCUACUUCCUGGCUGGGCAGGAUGCUCGCAGCAAUCUCACCAAAAAAGGCAGGGCGUCCUCUUCAAAAACAACAAGUGUGAGCCGACGCUUGACAACAAAGCUGUGAUUUAAUACCUGAAACUGCCUGGGUAAAACCUCAGCAUGUUGUGGGUUCUCAACUCUGCAGUUACUGGAUUAUAGAAGCAAAUGUAAAUCAAAACAUCUAGGCUGUCAAAAAGGAAGACUGAGUGUAACCAUGUGGAGUCAAACACAUCGCAUUCACCAACAUUAAACCAGUGAAAAUGCAUUUUGACAUUUACCCUAUGUGUAAAUUCUGACCGAGCAAUAAUGACUGAAAGUAAUGAAUGACCUCUGAAAUUAACAGUAAAUUAUGCAUUGUUUUUCUGACAUAAGGCAUUAAGGGUUACAUAAAGUGUUCUGUAGGUGAAAUGUAUAAGGUUAAAAAGACAAAGACAAAAGGUGCCUUACAGCAUUUGUUGGUAAUUAUACUGGACAACACUACAACUGAGAUUUGUGUGCCUGUAUGGAGACAUGUUGGUUUCCCUUCACUGAAUAU
Molecule: messenger RNA, 2339 nt
Organism: Xyrichtys novacula (pearly razorfish)
Lineage: Eukaryota; Metazoa; Chordata; Actinopteri; Labriformes; Labridae
Source: the annotation of a GenBank genome assembly